GGUGGCGGCCGCUGCGUCGACCUUGGCAAGACCCGGGCGGCGCAGAACUGUGCUGGCCUCCCGGGGGAUGGGCCACCAGGAGUCUCCGCUGACCCGUGCGGCGGCGGGAGGUGCAGCUUAUAUAAAAAGGUUAUGUAAAGGGCUCAGCUGGCGCGAACACGUGGAGGGCCACGGGAACCUGGAAGCCUGGGCCUCCCCCGCGAGCGCCUCUGCCACCACCGGCGCAGCGGUGGGACCUGUCGCAAGCCUGACUCGGGCCGCCGCCUCCCGCGCAACUCGGUCCCGGAGGCAGCCCCAGCCCGGAGCGGACCAUCCCCUGGCUAGGGCCCCAGGGGGGAAGCGGGCCGCCCGGAAGUGGAACGGUGCCGGCCAGGUCACAAUCCAAGGUCCCGCUCCUCCGCGUCCCGGGGCCGGACGGAGGGAUGAGGCAGGGGGGGCCCGGGCAGCACCGUUGCUGCUCCCCCCGCCGCCCGCAGCCAUGGAAACGGGGGAGGAGGACGGCGCCCGCAGAGGUACACAAAGCCUGGAGCGGAAAAGGCGAAGCCCAGUGCCGCGGGCGCCCAGCGCGAAGCUGAGGCCGGCGGCGGCGGCCCAAGCCAUGAAUCCGGUGGCGGCCGAGGUCCCGGGCGAGGCCUACCUGGCGAGGCGGCGGCCAGAGGGUGGCGGCGGGUCUGCGCGGCCGCGCUACAGCCUGUUGGCCGAGAUCGGGCGCGGCAGCUACGGCGUGGUUUACGAGGCAGUGGCCGGGCGCAGCGGGGCCCGGGUGGCGGUCAAGAAGAUCCGCUGCGACGCCCCCGAGAACGUGGAGCUGGCGCUGGCUGAAUUCUGGGCCCUGACCAGCCUCAAGCGGCGCCACCAGAACGUCGUGCAGUUUGAGGAGUGCGUCCUGCAGCGCAACGGGCUAGCCCAGCGCAUGAGUCACGGCAACAAGAGCUCGCAGCUUUACCUGCGCCUGGUGGAGACCUCGCUCAAAGGAGAAAGGAUCCUGGGCUAUGCCGAGGAGCCCUGCUAUCUCUGGUUUGUCAUGGAGUUCUGUGAAGGUGGAGACCUGAAUCAGUACGUUCUGUCUCGGAGGCCGGACCCAGCCACCAACAAAAGCUUCAUGCUACAGCUCACCAGCGCCAUUGCCUUCCUGCACAAAAACCACAUCGUGCACAGGGACCUAAAACCAGACAACAUCCUCAUCACAGAGCGCUCCGGCACCCCUAUCCUCAAGGUGGCGGACUUUGGACUGAGCAAGGUCUGUGCUGGGCUGGCACCUCGAGGCAAAGAGGGCAAUCAAGACAACAAAAAUGUGAAUGUGAAUAAAUACUGGCUGUCCUCAGCCUGUGGCUCAGACUUCUACAUGGCCCCUGAAGUCUGGGAGGGACACUACACGGCCAAGGCGGACAUCUUUGCCCUGGGCAUUAUCAUCUGGGCAAUGAUAGAAAGAAUCACUUUCAUUGACUCUGAGACCAAGAAAGAGCUCCUGGGGACCUACAUUAAACAGGGGACUGAGAUCGUCCCUGUUGGUGAGGCGCUGCUAGAAAACCCAAAGAUGGAGUUGCACAUCCCUCAGAAACGUAGGACUUCCAUGUCUGAGGGGAUCAAGCAGCUCUUGAAAGAUAUGUUAGCUGCUAACCCACAGGACCGGCCUGAUGCCUUUGAACUUGAAACCAGAAUGGACCAGGUCACAUGUGCUGCUUAAAAUUCAGGGCUGACCAUCUUGGGUGUUUUUAAACUAGGUUGAUCCUUUGGAACCCACAGUCCCAUCGUGUCUCCGGCAGGACGGCAGAGGGUACAGGUGAUGGCUCGGCUGGUUGGCGAUCUCCCGACAGCUGGAUCUCCGGCAAUGUGAAGCUUUUGUUUGGUUUCCCCUCCUUUUAGU
Messenger RNA from Sciurus carolinensis (gray squirrel), 1867 nucleotides. RefSeq names its product serine/threonine kinase 35 (gene Stk35). Gene Ontology annotation, biological process: protein autophosphorylation; autophagosome organization; axon extension. Gene Ontology annotation, molecular function: protein serine/threonine kinase activity; ATP binding. Bases 68 to 1687 code for a protein of 539 amino acids. Gene Ontology annotation, cellular component: autophagosome; cytoplasm. The transcript is spliced from 4 exons. The record is from RefSeq and is a predicted model, not a curated record. Lineage: Eukaryota; Metazoa; Chordata; Mammalia; Rodentia; Sciuridae.